Lineus longissimus is the source of this 3388-nucleotide messenger RNA. Its product is annotated as alanine aminotransferase 2-like. NCBI's taxonomy places the organism in Eukaryota, Metazoa, Nemertea, Pilidiophora, Heteronemertea, Lineidae. Gene Ontology annotation, biological process: biosynthetic process. Gene Ontology annotation, molecular function: L-alanine:2-oxoglutarate transaminase activity; pyridoxal phosphate binding. The record is from RefSeq and is a predicted model, not a curated record. The transcript is spliced from 12 exons. The coding region runs from base 206 to 1669 and encodes 487 amino acids.
AAAGCGAGGCGAGGAAUAUCGAUUACGGUUGGGUUGAAUGUGAAAGAUAGACUGUGUUGGCGGAUGACGGAGAUAUUUAGCUGUGGAGCGCCUCUACAAUAGGCUGCCAGACGUCGCCCGGCCCCUGGAGCUCAUAUAGGGAGCAUUUGGAGCUCUCCGUUUGGUGAGUCGCAGUUUUCACCGUCCGCUAACUAAAGUAACCAAGAUGUCUGAGAACGCUGUCCCUAGCCGGAAGGUUGUCACCGUGGACAACAUGAACCCACAUCUGAAGAAGAUGGAGUACGCAGUGAGGGGGCCAAUCGUGGCCAGGGCAGCCGAGAUAGAGAAUGAAAUUAAGAAGGGUGUGAAGAAGCCAUUUCCGGAUGUAAUCCGCUGUAACAUUGGUGAUGCUCAUGCGAUGGGUCAGGCACCAAUCACAUUUCUAAGACAAGUUGUUGCAUGUGCCACUCUGCCAGCAGUGCUGAUGGAUAGCCCUCGUAUACCACAAGAUGCUAAGGAUAAAGCCAGUAGAGUUCUAGAUGGCUGUGGAGGGAGAAGUCUAGGGGCUUACAGUAACAGCUUGGGUAUUGAAGUGAUUAGGCGUGAUAUUGCCCAGUAUAUUGCUGAGAGGGAUGGCCACCCGUGUGACUACCAGAAUGUAUUCCUGUGUACUGGAGCAAGUGAUGGAAUAAAGUCCAUUCUCAAGUUGAUGAUGACAGGCGAGUCCGGUGACAAGCGGGCCGGCAUUAUGAUCCCAAUCCCACAAUACCCUCUCUAUACAGCUAGCAUCGCAGAAUUCAAUGCGUACGGGAUCAAUUAUUACUUAAAUGAAGAGAACCAGUGGGGAUUGGAUCUACCUGAACUCAGACGAGCUUUGAAUGCAGCCAAAGGUCACUGCCAACCUCGUGCCAUCGUUGUCAUAAACCCUGGCAACCCAACCGGACAAGUACUCACCAGGAAGAAUAUAGAAGAGGUCAUACAGUUUGCUUACGAAGAGGGAUUAUUUAUAAUGGCAGAUGAGGUUUACCAGCACAACAUCUACGCUGAAGGUUCGGCGUUCUACUCAUUCAAGAAGGUCUUGAUGGAGAUGGGACCAAAGUACAAAGACAUGGAACUAGCCUCGUUCAUGACCACUUCUAAAGGAUACAUGGGAGAAUGUGGAGCGCGUGGUGGAUAUUGUGAGGUAGUAAACCUUCACCCAGAUGUCUAUGCUAUGCUGACUAAAUCUCUCAGUGCCAAACUGUGUCCUACCAUUUCUGGACAGACUGCAAUGGACUGUGUCGUCAAUCACCCGAAGCCUGGAGAUGCAUCUUACGAACUCUGGUCAAAGGAAAAAGGAAAUGUGCUUAGUGAUUUGGACACCAAGGCGAAGAUGGUGACGAAGUUAUUCAACUCGAUUGAUGGAGUGACGUGCAGCGAAGUUCAAGGUGCCAUGUACUCAUUUCCCAGGAUACAUCUACCGGAGAAGGCUGUGCAGGAAGCUCAGGCCCGAGGUAUGAAACCAGACGCUUUCUACUGCUUUCAACUUUUAGAAAACACCGGAGUCUGCGUCGUCCCUGGUAGCGGGUUUGGCCAGAAAGAAGGAACGUAUCAUUUAAGAAUGACAAUCUUACCGCCAGUAGAGAAGCUACAGGAGGUUCUACACAGGUUCCAGAAUUUCCAUGAAGGAUUCAUGGCGAAGUACAAGUAAAUGCCACCAGGGGGCCAACAAUGAAGAGUAUAUCAUAGUCAGUUGAUGAAAUAGUGACAGUUUGCAUUUUAUGAUGAAUUGCUGCUUCACAAUUUUAGCUAAGGCUCAAAUCAGCUGUGAUCACAAGUGAAUAUAUUUAGACUUAGGAGUGUUUCCCUUGACCAUGUAUUGAGUGGAUGAGAAAGUUGUAAAAAAUGAUGAAUUUUAUCAAAUACACGUAAUUGCUUAAAUAUCUCUUUACUGAUUAUAGCACUGUGGUCAAGGUUCAAUAAUUUCAGACUGAUUUUAUGUCAGCUACUUAGAAAGGGGUGUUGCUGGGUCAACCUUCAUACUCAGUGACGUUUUUGCUUUGUACUCCGCAAACAUCUUGUUGAUAUUUUUCUUUGAAUAUGACAAGAUGUUUAUCAUUAGAUCUAGACCAAUCCUGAUUAUGCUUAUAAUGAGUAUGGGUAGUACACGUAUUGUGCCAUAGGUCUUUGCUCUUGAAUGAGGCAUCCAUUAGUGAUUGAGAAUGCAGCCUCCUACAGGACCAGCUUCUUUGUGUACAAAUAUUAUGGACAACACACUGCAGAUUGCUUUUGUACAGUAAUUUAUGCUGAAAAGAAGAACUACAGUUGCUUUUCAUUACACCUAAUCCUUUAUUGUGAUAAAAUUUCUUUUCACCAUUCGAUGCAUGUAAUUCAUGUUGUAACAACUACAGCUUAAUACUGAUCAAUCUCAUGUGACGAUUUUUACAUGUUCAUGUAUGACCACCAUUUGGUAACAAUGUAGCAUUUGUUUUGAAAAGAGUUUAAACAUUCUGAAAAUCGAAGCAUAUUUCAGCUGCUUAAACAUGCCGAACUACUUGCUUAUUUGACUGUGAGUUCUACUGAAAUCAAUGUAUGUCUUCGUCUGCUAAAUACACAAGACCAGGCACAAAGAUAAAUAUUCGUUCUGCCAAAUAUGAAUGUAUUUUUUAGCAACUGCCUUGUAUUUGAAAUGAGGCUAGGUUUAUUUUAAAUAAGUAAAGUCACCUGCAUGAAUUUGUACUCCACCAUGUUGAUAUUCUAAAUCUGUUAAAGAAAGGCUUUGUUCAGUUGAGUUAAGUAUUUGUCUAGUAAGGUAUGUUGUUAAAUAGUGAAUGUAGAUUGAAUGUGCGUGCGCUGGUGUAGAACUCAUGAAAGGAAUCCAACUGAAUUUAAACAGCUGAAUUACUGUCAUUAUUGUUGAAUAUGUGCUGCAUAUGGUAUUGACGAAGGACCAUGCAAUGAUCAGCCAAAUAGCUGAAUCAUUUGAGACAGGUAUUUUCUGUAGCUAACUGCCCUCAUAUUUGGGUGUUACCAAGUCCAAGGUCGACAAGGUGGAGUCUAAAAUAGAGUCAAGAUGAGACUGUAUAGGUUAUGGUAAUGGAAACUUCAUGAUGGCACCUUUUAACCAUAUGAUUUAAUUGUGCUGCUUUACCACUGACAGAAGCCUGUAUAUCAAUACUGUGUCGAGGUUAUUAAGCCAGUUGAGGAGCUCCUGUACAAUCCCUAUGUAUUAGAUAGACAUGCAUCUCAACCAGUUUGAUUGCACUGAUACAGUAUCUUACUAGCGUCAUGGGUGUGAUUUGGCAAUGUAAGGUUAUUUCAGUCGAAUAUGCUGAUGAGGUCUGCAUGUCUCGUGAUUGUUAGCCAUGUUUAUGCAGAUACGGUAGGAUAACAUGUGGCCUUUUGUUGAAUAAAUUCAGUUUUAAUGUAA